GGAGGUUGCUGGCGUGGUGGGGAAACCGGGUCCGCGGCCAGCAGAGGCAUCCGGAAUGGCCACUCUGAUCUUUGUUGAUAAAGAGAACGGCGAGCCUGGCACCCGUGUGGCUCCCAAGGAUGGCCUGAAGCUCGCGUCCGGGUCUUUAGGCAAAGUCUUAGAAGGGAGAUCUCAGAUUUCGACACCCCAUGUUGGUAAGGUCUUUGAUGCCCCACCUGCCCUACCCAAAGCGGCCAGAAAGGUUUUGGGGACUGUCAACAGGGCUACAGAAAAGUCCGGAAAGACCAGUGGAUCCCUCAAACAUAAGCAGCCGACCUUCUCAGCCAAGAAGAUAACUGAGAAGACUGGCAAAGCAAAAAACUUUGUUCCUGCCUUGGAUGAAGCCUAUCCAGAAAUAGAACAAUUCUUUCCCUUCAAUCCUCUAGACUUCGAGAGAUUUGACCUCCCUGAAGAGCACCAGAUUGCGAACCUCUCCUUGAAUGGAGUUCCUCUCAUGAUGCUGGACGAGGAGCGGGAACUGGGGAAACUCUUAGACCUUGGACCCCCCCUCACCUAUGAAGAUGCCCUCUCUGAUGUGGGAGUCCACUCUCUUGCAGUCUCCUUUAAGCGGUCUGCCAGUCCUGGAUGUUGAAUUGCCACCUCCGUGCUAUGACUUCAACUUGCUAUGACUCCUUGCUUUAAACUUCGUAGUACU
Molecule: messenger RNA, 694 nt
Organism: Echinops telfairi (small Madagascar hedgehog)
Lineage: Eukaryota; Metazoa; Chordata; Mammalia; Afrosoricida; Tenrecidae
Product: securin-like
Exons: 1
Coding region: 56-631 (191 amino acids)
Biological process (GO): chromosome organization
Cellular component (GO): nucleus; cytoplasm
Source: RefSeq, a predicted model, not a curated record